Messenger RNA from Amphiprion ocellaris (clown anemonefish), 3402 nucleotides. RefSeq names its product bestrophin 1 (gene best1). Lineage: Eukaryota; Metazoa; Chordata; Actinopteri; Pomacentridae. The transcript is spliced from 9 exons. The coding region runs from base 117 to 2294 and encodes 725 amino acids. The record is from RefSeq and is a predicted model, not a curated record. Gene Ontology annotation, molecular function: chloride channel activity.
UAUGAGACUGAGGUCGAUCACAGACAUUGAGCUCAGACGAAGCACAGAAAACAUCCCAUUGGUCUCCUUCAUGUCAGGCCACAGUCUGCCAGAAAGUUGGGCAUCGAGCAGCAGAAAUGACAGUGACAUAUUCACGCAGAGUUGCUGAUGCAGGUCUGGGGACCUUCUUUAAUCUGCUCCUGCGAUGGAAGGGCAGCAUCUACAAACUGCUCUACAGAGAGCUCAUCAUCUUCACUCUGCUCUACUACUUCUUCAGUAUUGUUUACAGAUUUGUGUUAAACAACGAUCAGAAGAGGCUGUUUGAGAAGCUGUCAAUAUACUGUGACCGCUAUGCAGAGCUCAUCCCAGUGUCGUUUGUGUUGGGUUUCUAUGUGACCUUGGUGGUGUCCCGUUGGUGGGGACAGUUUGAGAAUGUACCCUGGCCAGACCGUUUGGCGGCAUUAGUAGGAGGUCAUGUUCGUGGUGCUGACGAGGCCUCCAGACUGACCCGUCGAACGUUGAUGCGCUACGCUAACCUCUCUGGUGUUCUCAUCUACCGCUCUGUCAGCACAGCCGUCUACAAGAGGUUCCCCACCAUGGAGCAUCUGGUGCAAGCAGGUCUGAUGACAUCUGAGGAGCUGAGACACCUGGAGGAUCUGCCAUCUCCACAUAACAAGUUCUGGGUGCCCUGCAUGUGGUUUGUCAGCCUGGCUCUGAGAGCACGGACUGAGGGUCGCAUCAACAACGACGUGGCACUCACAGCAAUCCUCACUGAGUUGAAUAGUUUACGGGCAAAGUGUAUGAAGCUGUACGGUUACGACUGGAUCAGCCUGCCUCUUGUCUAUACUCAGGUGGCGACGGUAGCAGUCUACAGCUUCUUCCUGGCCUGUCUGAUUGGUCGUCAGUUCUUGGAUCCAGCUCAGGGUUACACCGGUCAUGAUCUGGACUUCUACCUCCCUGUUUUUACCCUGCUGCAGUUUUUCUUCUAUGUUGGUUGGCUGAAGGUGGCUGAGCAACUCAUAAAUCCUUUUGGUGAAGACGACGAUGACUUUGAAACUAACUGGCUCGUUGAUCGCAAUUUGCAGGUGUCCUUGUUGUCUGUGGAUGAGAUGUACGACAACCUGCCGCUGGUUGAGAGGGACAUGUACUGGAAUGAAUCUGAACCGCAGCCUCCCUACACUACUGCCAGCGCUGAACAUCGCAAACCCUCCUUCAUGGGCUCAGCGCUGGAUAUCAGUGUUCCUAAAGAGGAGAUGGAGUUUCAGUCCAAUCUGGAGCAGAUCAAAGAAAAUGAGGAAGCCAACUACUCCACGCCGCUGCUUGGAGGACUGGGUCGUCUUCUUGGUGUCCAGUCCCCAAACUUCCCUCGUUCCUCCCGGGUGUCUCUGCUGCGCCGCCGCCCAGGAGCUCCACUAAGUCGCUUCCCUCUUUACCUGCACCCAGAGGCGCCACUGACUCCAAGUCAAGGCCGCCACCCUUCGAACCAGGAGCGAGAUCCAGACUACGCCUUCUCCACUUUGCCUUUAUAUGAGAGACCAGGCUUCUACAGCUGCCCUCAAACACCCAUCCACUGUGUGCCUCCUGCGGUGCCCCGACCUCGACCCGCCCGGAGAACCCAGAAUGAGUGGGAUCGCAGCUGCAGUUCCCUGGCUCCUCCGCUGGUGGGCUCACAGUUUCUUCCUCCUGACACACCUAACCACAUCCCCCCGCCGCCGUCCUCUGCUUUCCCAUGGCUGAGUGAGGAUGGUGAGAUGCAGAGUACCCCUACUUUCUCCUUUCCUGACCCUCCGCCCGAACUUUGUCCGAUAUCUAAACUCAGACCGGGACACGGCCUGCUGUCUCGUCGCCCUCCCCCUCCUCGCCUCACUCUGGACACCCUCCCAUCAGGAGACAGCCAGCCUGGACCCCCAAGUGCUCGGGCGGCAGGAGGUGGAGGAGAAAGGGUGUUCUCGUUCAGUCCUCCCUCUCGCACGGCGCCAGCAAAUCCCAGUAAUCCCAACAGCAGCUCUAGCAGCAUUAAUGCAACAAGCACCAACAACGCUGGCACGACGGGAAGUCUCUGCAACGGUACAGGUCACGGUAAUUUCAGUAACCAUGGGAACUUCAGCGCCAACAUGAAGGCGAGCAAUGGGGGCACCAACGGCGGGCUGAGCAAUAACAUGAACACUGUUUCCACUUCAGGACCAUCGCAGCAAGAAACCAAUCAGCAAAACUCACCCAAUGAUUCAGGGAUCUCAUUGGCUGAAGGGGACCUGCUGGGCGUUCUGGUGGACGGUGGGGCGAACAAGGCAGCCGGAGGGAGGGAGCAGGACUGAGAAAACAAGGUGUGACACACUGUUUUUUGUUUUUUUUUUGUGUGUGGUAUUCAACAUGCUUCACACCAACAGGUACUGAACUGUGUCACUUUAGAAAUGCUUUACAGCCAUCUGGAGCCUGCCUCAAGACAGAGUUAUUCUCUCCUUCCUGAUGAACUCUCACAGAAGAAUUAACCUACUUGUAAUGCAAAAAGCACCUUAAGAGAUUUAACCGUCAACAUAUAAAGGAGGAAUAAGAAAUACUUUCCGGUUUCCUCUGAAACUCAGCCACAAGAGGCCAAAAUGUGUAUAUUCUUAACCUCUGGUAGUCUUAGCAUCGUUUCUAUCAGUGUACUCUUUAAGAAAGAUUACUUGACACAUGUUAUGGUUCUUUGUCAUUAAAAUAAAAUUGAAAGUAAGCAAUAAAUAAAUAAAAAUCAUUAAAAAUCACAUUGUUUUAAGCAAUACAUAGUGUAACAAGAAUGUCCUGGAGGGGUUUGUGGCUGUGGUCCCAUUUUUUGGAAUAUGACUCCUUAAAGGGGGAGUAAGCCAUUCCUGAGAGUUUGGGAUAUUUCAACUCAGCCUUCAGUGUCCUCACCCCCAAAUUCAAUAAUACUAAGAACCGGGCUUGCUGACGAAAAAAGUAGCAUUCAGGCCUUACAAGUGUGGAAAUGAACGUCUCUUUCUCACCACUGGAGCAGAACAUGAAUUGAGUAAAAACUAGUGGGAUGUUGACGUUGUUUUUACCGGCGAGUAGAACCAUAGAGGCAGCUGCAGACACCAUCUUCAGAUCAGCCAGACGGACAAUGUGAGUCUCGGUCUGUGUCCAUGAGCAAAGAAGCAGAGCCUGGUGGUGUUGAAAAGUUGCUUUAUGGUCGUGAUUUCUCUUUGGAAACAGCAAGGAGAGAAGCGGUUAGGUUAGCUAGCCACUUUGCUUUUUUCCCUUUCACAGAGCCAGAGCUGUGUAUGGACACCACAGGAUGUUUCAACACACAGACAGAAAGGACACCUAACAGACUGAGAAAAGAUAUUCACUAAAUUUGACAUUAAGUGUACUGGAUUAGAAUGACUCACUCCACCAUUAAAACGCGUGACUGAAAAAACUUCUACUUCCCUCAUCACAGGUUAU